AUGAAAUACACCAAUAUUACCACUAUAAAAGAGUUCAUUAUUAUUGGAUUUCCUGGACUUCCUCCUGAAUAUUAUGGUCCAGUGUCCGUUCUUCUUCUUCUUGUUUUCCUUGCUAUUGUAAUUGGAAAUGGUUUCACUAUAGCUGUUAUCAUUUUUGAGCGGACUCUGCACAAACCAAUGUAUGUGAUCUUUUCUAACCUUGCAAUGACAGACAUCUGCUUUGGCGUGGUGACUCUUCCAAAAAUCAUAGCCAGAUACUGGUGGAAUGACAUGAUCACUUCUUUUGGAGCUUGUUUUACACAGAUGUAUUUUGUUCAUUCUUUGGGAGCUAUUCAGUCUUUAAACUUGCUGAUGAUGGCUUUGGAUCGUUUUGUUGCCAUAUGGUUUCCAUUCAAAUAUCCCAUUUUAUUUACAAACAAAGCAGUGGCUAUUGCUUGCACCAUGUGCUGGGUUUUAACAUUCAUACGUUUGCUGGGAAUUGCGCUUCAUGCCUUAACUUUACCUUACUGUGACCAGAAUAUUAUCAUGCAGUGUUACUGUGAUCAUAUAUCAAUAACAAGGCUGGGUUGUAGUGAUGAGCGGGAAUAUGUGUACAGUGUUGCACUUGCUAAUGCAAUGGUCACUCUCCUGGUUCCUUUAACAGUCAUAAUUUUAUCCUAUUUUUCUGUCAUCAUAGCUGUUCUGAGGAUGUCUCAAACUGAGAGGCGUCACAAAGUGCUGUCCACUUGUGCCCCUCAGCUCUUUAUUACCUGCCUUUACUAUGUGCCAAGAUGCUUUGUUUAUCUUGCUAAUGGUGUGGGAUUCAAUUUUAAUCUUGUUAUUCGGAUUAUUAUUACAAUGCUGUACAGCCUCAUACCUGCUGCUGUUAAUCCAAUCAUAUACUGUUUCAAGACUAAAGAAAUAAAAAAUGUUUUGAUGCAGAGAUUUAAAAAAGGCAAAGUGAGCACUGGAUUAAAAAUUGAAUGCAAAUAA
Messenger RNA from Pelmatolapia mariae (spotted tilapia), 972 nucleotides. RefSeq names its product olfactory receptor 52B2-like. The coding region runs from base 1 to 972 and encodes 323 amino acids. Gene Ontology annotation, cellular component: plasma membrane. The transcript has a single exon. Gene Ontology annotation, molecular function: G protein-coupled receptor activity; olfactory receptor activity. The record is from RefSeq and is a predicted model, not a curated record. NCBI's taxonomy places the organism in Eukaryota, Metazoa, Chordata, Actinopteri, Cichliformes, Cichlidae. Gene Ontology annotation, biological process: G protein-coupled receptor signaling pathway.